Molecule: messenger RNA, 1329 nt
Organism: Stereum hirsutum FP-91666 SS1
Lineage: Eukaryota; Fungi; Basidiomycota; Agaricomycetes; Russulales; Stereaceae
Exons: 4
Coding region: 1-1329 (442 amino acids)
Source: RefSeq, a predicted model, not a curated record
AUGCAUCUCCUUUGGGAGAAUACCAUCAAGAACCUAGUUUCUCUUUGGACUGGCGAAUUCAAAGGACUCGACGUCGGAACCGGAUCAUACGAGUUCGAGAAGAGCGUGUGGGAGGCCAUUGGAGCGGCAACUGCCACUGCAGGCUCCACCAUCCCGAGCUGCUACGCCAGCGCUCGCCCUCCUAAUGUCGCCUCCAAUCGCACCGCAACCACAGCGGACUCUUGGUCCUUUUGGACGCUCUUUCUUGGUCCUGUUCUUUUACGGCGCCGGUUCUCUCAUCAAAAAUAUUACGAGCAUUUUGUAGACCUCGUCGUCCUCCUCCACAUCUGCCUGCAGUUCACCAUCACAGCCGUCGAUGUCGUGCGGCUUCGCGAAGGUUUCGCUUCAUGGGUUGAGAAAUACGAAGAGCUGUACUAUCAGUACGACCCCUCGCGUCUUUCUGCAUGCCCAGUCACGAUUCACGCCCUCCUUCACAUCGCGGACACUAUCGACGCUUGUGGCCCGGUAUGGGCAUAUUGGGAAUUCCCGAUGGAGCGUUACUGUGGCCUCAUCCGUCCUGCUAUCAAGAGCCGCAAGCACCCCUUCGCGUCUCUUGACCGCUAUAUCGUUGAGAGCGCACAGAUUCUCCAGAUUCAAUUGGUCUAUAACAUACAGGACCCGUCCAUCUCGCUUCAUCCUCUCAAGAAGGAAGUCUCGUUGAGGUCUGGUUUGAGUGAUCCCGCAUAUCCUACUUGUACACUUCUAAGUCCCCGCCGUCAGAUCAAACAUGCCGAUCCGCUCAUCGCCAAGAUCACGAAGGCGCUCGCCACCCGAUACAACGCCCAGCACAACUUCGCCACUCUUAAGCGGUGCAUGUUAGAAGGAUACGUGGAGGAGUGGGGACGGGUUGCUAUCGACGAGGGAGAUACCCUAUACACAGCAUCGUCUGUGAAUGGUACGCUCGGGGAAGAACGUCGUGAUGCUACGUAUGUGCGCUAUCAUAUCAUGGUCGAUAGGUUUGCGCACCUGCGCAACGUCGAACCCAUGUACGUUCCGCAGACACAUUACGGGCGUUUACAACAUGUCGUCGCCGUCCAUCUUCCACGAUACCCCACACUUGGCCUCGACGAACCCGAGACCGUGUUUCUCGCCGGUGUCACAGCGUGCGAGAUCGAAGCUACACACGGCCGCCUCGAUAUCCACUACUAUACGCACGAGUCGAAGGCAGAGGAGUUCGUGGACGUCACUUGUGUGCAGUGUUUGGUCGCACGCAUGAAGGAUGAAGGGAAUCGGUGGGCUAUUAUGGAUCGUAGCGGCUCUCUUUCGAGGCCUGACUUUGUAGAUACAUGA